AUGACACAGGAUAUUCUGACGCAUGUCACGCCAGGAGAUGUGUUUGAUCCUGCUGUCGUAGAGUUCAUACUAGAUUUAGCUGAUGACUUUGUGGACAGCGUGACGAGCUUUUCGUGCAAGUUGGCUCUUCUCAGGAAUUCGAAGGUUUUACUUGUCAAGGACGUCAUUGCUCACCUGGAGCAGACGUGGAAAAUCGAUUUCUUUGGUGUAGGAUCUGGACAGGGCAUGGUCUGUGGACAUCUGCAAUAA
Molecule: messenger RNA, 249 nt
Organism: Micromonas pusilla CCMP1545
Lineage: Eukaryota; Viridiplantae; Chlorophyta; Mamiellophyceae; Mamiellales; Mamiellaceae
Product: transcription initiation factor subunit A
Exons: 1
Coding region: 1-249 (82 amino acids)
Biological process (GO): DNA-templated transcription initiation; RNA polymerase II preinitiation complex assembly
Cellular component (GO): transcription factor TFIID complex; SAGA complex; SLIK (SAGA-like) complex
Molecular function (GO): DNA binding; TBP-class protein binding; protein heterodimerization activity
Source: RefSeq, a predicted model, not a curated record